This is a messenger RNA of Rotaria sordida, 2469 nucleotides long. NCBI's taxonomy places the organism in Eukaryota, Metazoa, Rotifera, Eurotatoria, Philodinida, Philodinidae. The record is from the annotation of a GenBank genome assembly.
AUGUUUGCUGGUGCUCAGAUUGUAACAACGAAAUUAGUUCCUCGUGGUCAACAAAAACAAAUAAUCGAUGCUCAAGAUGAAGAUAAGACUACACAAGAUUUAGUGAAUAUGACUAUAUUAGUACCGCGAUCAAAAGCAGCUAUUGUUGUUGAAACUCGAGCAGAAAAAGUUGAACGAAAAGUUCUUGCACAAGAACGAAAACAUGAAAGAAUUGUUGAACAACAAAAAAUUGCUAAUCAUAUGGAAAAUUUAAUGGAAAAAGUUCUUCAUGAAACACCAUUAUCAAAAAAAGAUGAAGAUAAUUUACGUAAUAAAAUCAAAACUAUUAUGACUAAAGUAAAUAAAGAAUCAGACAAAAUCGAUGUUACAUCUCUUCAUUCAUCUAUUAUUGAACAUUCAUCAUCAUCUCGAAUAAAAUCUGAUUCUGUUGGACAAUCAUCUCCAUCAAAUCCACAUUCUAAAUCAUUGAAAACAGCAAAUCAACGAGCUUUUCUAUUAUGAUAUUUUUCUGCUGAUGGAAUGACUGGAAUCAAUACAUACGAUAAUAAAACAUUUACAAAUGAAUUUAAUAAUGCAUCAUUUUUGGUUCGCAGUAUUCUUCUAGCAAUGACUAUGUUUACUCUUUCUUUUAUUACUGUUUUUGGCAAUACAAUUGUUAUUUAUGCUUUACGAACCAAUCGUCAUUUAAGAACGGUUGGAAAUCUGUUUAUAUUGAGUCUUGCUACUGCUGAUCUUAUUGUUGGUUGCUUUGUCAUGCCCAUAGCUGGUAUAUAUGCUAUUAUGGAAAAGUGGAAAAUGGGUCUUGUGCUUUGUAAAAUUUGGAUAUCAGUGGAUUUCACAGCAUCAACAGCAUCUAUAUUUAAUUUAUUAACAUUAAGUUUAGAUCGUUAUUGGUCUAUAACAUCUCCACUUCAAUACCUUGGUAAGCGAACACGUACACGAGCUUUAUUAUUAAUUGGUUUUGCUUGGGGUUUAUCACUUCUAUGGGUUAUACCAAUUUUUAGUUGGCAUCGUUUUGAUGAUACAAAACGAUAUAUGGAACCGGAUAAAUGUGAACCGGAAUAUACUCAUUCAAAAGUAUUUAAAGUUUCAACAGCUGUGCUUAAUUUUUAUUUACCACUUCUUGUAUUAAUAUUAUUAAACGGUCGUAUUUAUUAUGAAAUAAAACGUCGUUAUAAAAACGUUCUUUUACAAAGACAUUCAAGUAGCACGCAUGAUUCAAUGAAUAAUAAUAAUAAUAAUAAUAAUAAUAAUAAUAAUAAUAAUAAUAACAAUAAUAAUAAUAAUUUAUAUAAUCAUAAAUUAAAUUAUAAAAGACAAAAUCCAUGUUCACCAGCAACUAUAACAUUAUGUGAUAGUGAUCGACAUGUAUAUUCUUCAACAAUAAAUUAUACAGAAAAUGAUGGUCACAUUAUGUCAAAACUUUCAUCUAGAUCUUCAACAAAUAAUAAUGAUGCAGUUUUACGAAUUAAUUUUAAAGAGAAAAAAAAUCGACCUAGUAUACCAAUACGAUUAGUUGAUCAUUCAAAAUCAUCAUUAAAACGUGCUUAUUCAUAUAUUGAUAAAAAACAUUGUACACAAGAUGAAUUAACAUGGUUUGUACAUCAUCGUGGACAUUCUCGUUCAUCAUUUAAUCCAAUGUCAGCAACAAUUUUAUCAAAUUAUAAAUAUAAUCAUAGUCGUUCUCAGCAUCUUCCUAUUAAUGAACAUUCGUUUAAAUAUACUAAUGAUUGUAAUUCAAAUCGAACGGAUUUAAAUAAACGAGAAAGAAUACGUAAUUCAUCGAAAUCAUCACCAAUACAUAAUCAUCAUCAUUAUCAAACAUUUCAUAAUACAACAUUAUUACGUCGUCAUAAUUCAUUGUUAGAUUCAAUCAAAAUAUCAUCACCAUCAACAACAAUGAAUAUUUUUAAUUUAUGUCAUUGUUGUUCAGCAACUACAUCAGCAAUUACAAUACAUUCAAAUCCAUUUGUAAAUAAUCAUAAGAAUUCAAAUAAUGAAUCAUGUAAUCAAGCACGACAAAUUUCACCGACAGCAGCAUCAUCUGUCGUUUGUUCGCCAAUAAAUCGAAAACAACAACAAUCACAAUCGAUAUCAUCUUUGAAAAGAAGAACAAAUAGUAUAACAUCACAUGCAAGUCCACAUUCAGUACCUAAAUAUCAUUAUUAUCAAACAACAAGUAGUGUUAAACAAACAACAGUAUGGAAUCAACAAGAAAAAGCUUUUCGACAAUUAUUUGCUAUUGUAUUUGGUUUCACAUGUUGCUUUUUACCAUAUUUUAUUUUAUAUAUGGUUGUUGCUUUUUGUGGUUCAUGUGUAUCAGAACGAAUUGUUACAGCUACUAUAUGGCUUGGUUAUGUUAAUUCAACAAUUAAUCCAUUUUUAUAUGCAUUAUCAAAUAAACAUUUUCGAAGAACAUUUAAUCGAUUAUUAAAACGAGAUAAUCGACCACAAUCGUAUUAUAAUUAA